AUGAAAUUUAAUACUUUACUAUAUUCAAUCAUAUUUGCUUCUUCCGGUGUUUUGGGUAGUUAUUAUUCCAACACUACUUCUGUAGUGACAGAAUACAAUAUUGUUAGUAGCUUCGUCACCUAUUGUCCAGAAGCUACUACAAUUAAUUUUAACGACAAAACGUAUGUUAUCACUUCGCCUACCACUUUAACUAUAACAGAUUGUCCAUGUACUAUCCCAAAAACUACUACUUUACAUUCUUCUACAUCAGAAACAACCUGUUCCACAACUGUUACUUCUGAAACUAUUACUUCUAGAUCUAUAAAACAAAAAACUACUUUCUCAUAUACCUCAACCAUUCCAUGGCACUCAACUCUAAACAAUGAAUCUACCACUAUUUGUUCAUCUUUCACCCUUUCGACUGUACCUCCAUAUUAUCCAACUAGUAAGGAAUUAACUGUACCUCAUACUUCUAUUGUUAAGCCAUCGUCUGUUAAAUCCACUCCUUCUCCUUAUUACCCAACUGGUAAGGAAUUAACCGUAUCUCAUACUUCUACUGUUAAGCCAUCGUCUGUUAAAUCCACUCCUUCUCCAUAUUAUCCAACAAGCAAGGAAUUAACCGUACCUCAUAAUUCUACUGUUAAACCAUCGUCUGUUAAAUCUACUCCUUCUCCAUAUUAUCCAACUAGUAAGGAAUUAACCGUAUCUCAUACUUCUACUGUUAAGCCAUCGUCUGUUAAAUCCACUCCUUCUCCAUAUUAUCCAACAAGUAAGGAAUUAACCGUACCUCAUAAUUCUACUGUUAAGCCAUCGUCUGUUAAAUCUACUCCUUCUCCAUAUUAUCCAACUAGUAAGGAAUUAACUGUACCUCAUACUUCUAUUGUUAAGCCAUCGUCUGUUAAAUCCACUCCUUCUCCUUAUUACCCAACUAGUAAGGAAUUAACCGUACCUCAUAAUUCUACUGUUAAGCCAUCGUCUGUUAAAUCUACUCCUUCUCCAUAUUAUCCAACUAGUAAGGAAUUAACCGUACCUCAUAAUUCUAUUGUUAAGCCAUCGUCUGUUAAAUCCACUCCUUCUCCUUAUUACCCAACUAGUAAGGAAUUAACCGUACCUCAUAAUUCUACUGUUAAGCCAUCGUCUGUUAAAUCCACUCCUUCUCCAUAUUAUCCAACUAGUAAGGAAUUAACCGUAUCUCAUACUUCUACUGUUAAGCCAUCAUCUGUCAAAUCCACCUCUGUUCCGUAUUAUUCAACUAACACUAGAGUUAAAUUCCCUCAUAAUUCCACGGCUAGACCAUCGUUUGUUAAGUCCACCCCUUCUCCAUAUUAUCCAAUAUCUACAACCAAUGCAACACAUGCAAAAAUUUGUACUCUAGCUACCAGUAUCGAAGUAGUUUCUCAAGUAAUUACUUACUGUCCAAGUGCUACCACUUUUAUUACUAAUGGCGGCAUUUAUACAGUCACUGGUCCAACAUACUUAACGAUCACUGAUUGUCCAUGUACCAUUGAACAUGUUUUUAAUACUACUACCAGUGAUGGUCAUACUACUUCUUAUAGUAGUCAAGGUACUAUUGGCCAUGAGUUUGUUACUUCUUACGGCACCCAGGGUAUUGCUUCUAGUUUCGAGCUUUCUCCUAAAACAGAAGAUGUUCCCACUUAUGCUGGAGCUAUUAAGAACCAGGAUACACGUAUGAUUUCAAUUGUCGGUAUAUUCGCUAUUAUCAGUUCCUUUUUAGUUUAA
Molecule: messenger RNA, 1719 nt
Organism: Saccharomycodes ludwigii
Lineage: Eukaryota; Fungi; Ascomycota; Saccharomycetes; Saccharomycodales; Saccharomycodaceae
Exons: 1
Coding region: 1-1719 (572 amino acids)
Source: RefSeq, a predicted model, not a curated record